Messenger RNA from Triticum turgidum subsp. durum (durum wheat), 420 nucleotides. NCBI's taxonomy places the organism in Eukaryota, Viridiplantae, Streptophyta, Magnoliopsida, Poales, Poaceae. The record is from the annotation of a GenBank genome assembly.
AUGAUUGGGCCUACUGCUAGGGAAGAAGAAGAAAUGAUAGAAGCAAAACAACAUGACCAACAGCAGCUCUGUAAUGUCAGUCGGGCAUUGGCUGUGCUGGCAUCUGCAUCGUCUGUUAGCAAGGAGCGUCAAGAGUUCCCGAGCCUUGUCAACAAGGAGAAAAAACUAUAUAACUCCAUGCUUGAAAGAGAAGACACAGAGGGGGCAGAAGAAGCUAAGAAGGCAUAUAUGGCUGCUACAGAGGAGUCAGACGACCUCACCGAGGUUGCUUCAGAGGAAAAAGUCUUGUCAGCGCUGAUUGACAAGGUAUGCAUUUCUUCCAUGCAUGAACACUCUCCUGGUUCUAUUGGUACGCUAUAUAUUUGCUCUGGUUCGCUGUUUAAGGGAAUCAUUUUUUUCCCUGACUUCGUCGGCUACUGA